GCCGCAGCGCUGCCGUCAGCUGACAGUCGCUCUGCCGCCGACAUCUUGGAGGAGACGGAGGGAGAGUCCGCUGCUCACGGUCAAACGUCCGGAUGGAGUGACGGCAGGGCCGGAGACACAACGGCGGGAAUCUCUGCGGAGCGGUGACUCUUCGUUAUGAGCAGCUGUGACUGACUGACGGGCGUCGGCCAUGAUCGGAGGACUCUUCAUCUACAACCACAAGGGGGAGGUAUUGAUCUCCAGGGUGUACCGCGAUGACAUCGGGAGAAAUGCCGUGGAUGCGUUCCGGGUCAACGUUAUCCACGCCCGGCAGCAGGUUCGCUCUCCGGUCACCAACAUCGCCCGGACGAGUUUCUUCCACGUCAAACGCUCCAACAUCUGGUUGGCGGCGGUCACCAAGCAGAACGUCAACGCCACCAUGGUGUUCGAGUUCCUCUACAAGAUGUGCGACGUCAUGUCGGCGUACUUCGGCAAGAUCAGCGAGGAGAACGUCAAGAACAACUUCGUGCUCAUCUACGAGCUGCUCGACGAGAUUCUGGACUUCGGGUACCCUCAGAAUUCGGAGACCGGAGCUCUGAAGACCUUCAUCACUCAGCAGGGCAUCAAGAGUCAGCACCACACCAAGGAGGAGCAGUCUCAGAUCACCAGUCAGGUGACAGGUCAGAUCGGUUGGAGGAGAGAGGGAAUCAAAUACAGACGGAACGAACUGUUUCUGGACGUUUUAGAGAGCGUCAACCUGCUCAUGUCCCCACAAGGUCAGGUGCUCAGUGCUCAUGUCUCAGGUCGGGUGGUGAUGAAGAGUUACCUGAGCGGGAUGCCAGAGUGUAAGUUCGGGAUGAACGACAAGAUCGUCAUCGACAAGCAGGGGAAAGGAGGAAGCUCUGAGGACGGAGGCAAGAGUGGUAAACAGUCAAUAGCGAUCGACGACUGCACCUUCCAUCAGUGCGUCCGUCUCAGUAAGUUUGACUCCGAGCGCAGCAUCAGCUUCAUCCCUCCGGACGGAGACUACGAGCUCAUGAGGUACCGCACCACCAAAGACAUCAUCCUGCCCUUCAGAGUCAUCCCUCUGGUCCGAGAGGUCGGCCGCACCAAGCUGGAGGUCAAAGUCGUCAUCAAGUCCAACUUCAAGUCGUCGCUGCUGGCUCAGAAGAUCGAGGUUCGGAUCCCGACUCCCCUCAACACCAGUGGAGUUCAGCUCAUCUGUAUGAAGGGAAAAGCAAAGUACAAAGCCAGCGAGAACGCCAUCGUCUGGAAGAUUAAGCGGAUGGCGGGGAUGAAGGAGUCUCAGAUCAGUGCAGAGAUUGAACUGCUGCCGACCAACGACAAGAAGAAGUGGGCUCGACCUCCGAUCUCCAUGAACUUUGAGGUUCCGUUUGCUCCGUCUGGUCUGAAGGUUCGGUACCUGAAGGUCUUUGAGCCGAAGCUGAACUACAGCGAUCACGAUGUCAUUAAAUGGGUUCGUUACAUCGGCCGCAGCGGCAUCUACGAGACGCGCUGCUGACCCCACCAUCGCCGCCGCCGCCAGCGGGGCUGAUGGGAAAGACGGAUGGCCCCUGACAUUAUUGUUGUUAUUUACAGAUCUGUGUGUUUGUUUUCAUGGUGACUUUGAGUUUGAGUCUGCUGAGCUCUGCGUGAGGACGGAGGUCAGCCAAUCACAUUCCAGAGAACACCUGUGGACCCACAGAGACCGCCUCCUGCAGGGUGACUGCAGAUUCACUGUCUCCAUACAGUGCUUGUUGUUGUUGUUGUUGUUGUUGUUGUUGUUGUAGAGACAGAUUAAAUCCAGAACCACUGGAUCCUACAUUUCCCAUGAUGCACCUGGAGUGUGUCUCUCAUUAGAGCUGUUACUGUAACACUGUGAUUCUGAAGGUCUUUAAAGUGUUACAGGAAGUUUAAACCAACAGAACCAACACGGAAAUGGAGCUGCAACGGCUAACCAUUUACUUGUUGAUGGUUUCUGAUAUUAAUGUAUUGAUUAUAAUGUGUGUAUGUGAACAGCAGCCUGUUAAAUGCUAACAGAAUAAGCUGCUACGCUCUCAGUCCGGGUACAGACUUCCUCUUCAGAGACGGUUCAGCAGCUCUGCAUGGAACCAGUUCUGAUCUUCCUUCAUAGUUUCCUCCAAUAUGAACAUAAAAAAGGUCUGAGAGUCCUCCUGUCUCAUAGCCAGUCUAUUACCCAGCAUGCUUCACUCUCGCUCAGUUUAAACAUUUAUUCUGAAUUCAUCUCUCCUGAAAAUAUGUUUCUAUUAUUUUUUAUUAUUUUUUAUAGUUUUUGUAUCCAGAUGUGUCGGUUAUCAGAAACUGAUCAGACAUAAUGAUGUAUAUGGAGUCCUUUGUGUGUGUGUGUGUGUGUGUGUGUGUGUGUGUGUGUGUGAGCAGAUCAAUAUAUAUCAGUCAGACCUCUGUCUGUCUGUCUGAAGUCAUUUUGCCAAAUGUUCUGUUUUCUCAAUAAAAUCAGUCCGACUGACUCUGACUGUU
Molecule: messenger RNA, 2478 nt
Organism: Dicentrarchus labrax (European seabass)
Lineage: Eukaryota; Metazoa; Chordata; Actinopteri; Moronidae
Gene: ap2m1b
Product: adaptor related protein complex 2 subunit mu 1b
Exons: 12
Coding region: 191-1501 (436 amino acids)
Biological process (GO): intracellular protein transport; clathrin-dependent endocytosis
Cellular component (GO): AP-2 adaptor complex; cytoplasmic vesicle
Molecular function (GO): clathrin-cargo adaptor activity
Source: RefSeq, a predicted model, not a curated record